Messenger RNA from Arachis stenosperma, 1023 nucleotides. RefSeq lists its product as uncharacterized. Lineage: Eukaryota; Viridiplantae; Streptophyta; Magnoliopsida; Fabales; Fabaceae. Bases 1 to 1023 code for a protein of 340 amino acids. The record is from RefSeq and is a predicted model, not a curated record. Gene Ontology annotation, biological process: protein transport. The transcript has 6 exons.
AUGCUUGAGAGGAUGUUCAAGAAGAAAGUCUAUUCAAAAUGCAAAGCUUAUGCGAGAUUAACAAGGACGAGAUUAGAGACCAUACGGAAGAAGAGGAACGCAGUUGAGAAGUUUCUUAAGAAGGACAUUGUAGACCUUCUUAGCAGCAACCUUGACUACAAUGCAUAUGGAAGGGCUGAGGGGCUUUUGGUGGAGCAGAAUUUGUCAUCUUGCUAUGAACUAAUUGAAAAAUACAUUGAAUGCAUUUUGGAUCAUGCUAAAGAACUUUAUGAUCAGGGAGAUUGCCCUGAGGAAUGCAAGGAAGCUAUACCUUCAUUGAUAUAUGCUGCAGCAAGGUUUUCUGAUCUGCCAGAACUGCGCGACCUCAGAACUUUGUUUACAGCCAAAUAUGGUGCUUCCCUUGAACCAUACCUAAGUAAAGAGUUUGUUAAAAAGUUGAGGAAAGAUCCCCCUUCAAAGGAAAUGAAGAUUCAGUUAUUGAGUGAUUUAGCAGAAGAGUUCUCUAUACGAUUUGAUAGCAAGGCUUUAGAACAAAAACUUCAAUCACUACCACCACUUUCUGUGUCACAUGAAGGAAAGGCAAAAGAUGAUGCAGGAAAUAAUGAUACUGAGAAGAGUAAUGAUGGCAGCAAAAUCUCUAAUAAUAAGGGUUCGGAUGAAGAUGGUAGCAACAAGAGGAGGACAUUGUCCUUUAAUGUUGUACCACCACCUUAUUAUGUGACAGAAAAAAACAAUGCAGAAAACAUCAUGGUGUAUAAUAAUGUAGCAACGAGUGAAAAGGAUUCAUCAAAGCCAAAACCAAGAUCAAUGAGGAGGAUCAAGCCUAAUCCGCCACCGUAUGAUAAUGGGCAGAGCAUGAUAAGAAGAACGAUAUCGGAUUCAUGUGACACUAAAACAGAAACAACAACAACUACUUCAAAUUCAGUGGGAAGAUCAACUUCUUUGAGUUCUCAUCCAAGGCUACCCGAUUAUGAUGACAUUUCUGCUCGUCUUGCAGCUCUUAGACGCGCACAUAACCAUUAG